Messenger RNA from Suillus fuscotomentosus, 381 nucleotides. RefSeq lists its product as uncharacterized. Lineage: Eukaryota; Fungi; Basidiomycota; Agaricomycetes; Boletales; Suillaceae. The transcript has a single exon. The record is from RefSeq and is a predicted model, not a curated record. The annotation marks the transcript as partial.
GACUGUGCUUUCAUCAAUAUUGAUGACGAGCAGGAUGGCAUGCUCAGCAUGGAUGUUGUUCGGAUUUUUUGCUUUUUAUCUUUCACUUUUACUAAUGGUCACACGUAUCCAUGUGCCCUCGUUCAAUGGUUUCGUUGGAUUACGGAGGAGCAAGACGAGCUCACAGGCAUGUGGAUGGUGGUGCCAUCUCUCAAUGAGGACAGCUCUCGUGACUUGUCGAUUAUCCAUAUUGACAGCAUCAUCUGCGGUGCUCACCUACUCCCAAUAUUCAGUACUCAGAUCGUGCCUCUGGGCCUUCAAUUUCAUGAUUCUCUAGAUGCCUACCGAGGAUUCUAUGUCAAUCAUUUUAUUGACCAUCAUGCUUUCGAGCUGGUGUCUUAA